AUGAACACACCAUACACCCUCCGCUUCAUCUCCAGCCGGAACAGCACCUACAACGGCGAACACGACCUCGUCCUCCCGGCACACAAGCUCGAGCAGCUGCACGACGCCGUCGACGAGCUCAACACCGCGCAGUUGGAGCAUAAAGUGGAGAUGUACUUUGCACUCCCGAUGGACGCGGACGCGGUGUGUGGCAUGCUCGCUGAGCUCGCGAGCCUCCGCAAGAUCGCGGCGUACGAUAAAUCGUUCGGGUUCAUGCUCUCUGAGAAGAAUAUCGCGUGUCUCGUUCUGGAGCGGUGGGAUGAUGUGCCGUGUGAGCGCUCAGCGGCGUAUUAUGAUCUCUUCCGUCCGCAAUUCCGCACGUUUUUACAGAAGCUGGAUGUCAUCUACGAAUCCGUUUUAGGAGACACGCAAGACAUUAAACAGACGGUCAAUAUCAACGACUCCAUGGAUGACCUGUCCCAAUCCUUUAAAGGCCUUUCACAUCAUGAGAUCUAG
Molecule: messenger RNA, 495 nt
Organism: Psilocybe cubensis
Lineage: Eukaryota; Fungi; Basidiomycota; Agaricomycetes; Agaricales; Agrocybaceae
Exons: 2
Coding region: 1-495 (164 amino acids)
Source: RefSeq, a predicted model, not a curated record